Messenger RNA from Phyllostomus discolor (pale spear-nosed bat), 3811 nucleotides. RefSeq names its product osteoclastogenesis associated transmembrane protein 1 (gene OSTM1). Gene Ontology annotation, biological process: osteoclast differentiation. The transcript has 6 exons. NCBI's taxonomy places the organism in Eukaryota, Metazoa, Chordata, Mammalia, Chiroptera, Phyllostomidae. Gene Ontology annotation, cellular component: cytosol. The record is from RefSeq and is a predicted model, not a curated record. Bases 98 to 1102 code for a protein of 334 amino acids.
GGCCUGCACUUCGAGGAAGCCGGAAGCGGCGGGGUCCGCGGCACCGGCUGGGGUUGGGGAGGUAGUGGUGAGCACCCUCGGGUGUGUGCACCCCGCAAUGGAUUCCGACGCGACCGUCGCGCGGCGGCGGUCGUUGCUACUGCCGCAGCUACUGCUGGUGCCCCUGCUGUGGUCGGGGCUGGCUCUGGGCACGCUCGCCUUGGACAGCACCCCCCACAGGAUCUUGUACGACCUCCUGUCAGAGCGGCAGCUGCUGAUGGCGGAGGACUUGUCUCUGACCCUCCUGCAGGGAGGAAGGCUAGGACCACAGUCUCUACCCCCAGACCUGCCGGAUCUGGAUCCUGAGUGCCGGGAGCUGCUGCUGGACUUCGCCAACAGCAGCGCAGAGCUGACCGGGUGUCUGGUGCGCGGCGCUCGGCCGGUGCGCCUCUGUCAGACCUGCUACCCACUGUUCCAACAGGUCGCCAGCAAGAUGGACAACAUCAGCCGAGCCGUGCAGAAUACUUCUGAGAGUCAUAGCUGUGCCAGAAGUCUCUUAAUGGCAGAUAGAAUACAAAUAGUUUUGAUUCUGUCUGAGUUUUUUAAUUCCACAUGGCAGAAGGCAAAUUGUGCAAAUUGUUUAACGAACAAAAGUGAAGAAUUAUCAAAUAGUACAUUAAACUUCCUCAAUCAAUUUAAUAACACCUUGGCCUGCUUUGAGCAUAACCUGCAGGGGAGCAUACAGAGUUUUCUACAGUUAAGAAAUUACUCAGAAGUAUGUAAAAACUGUCUCAUAGCAUAUAAAAAUCUGAGUAGUCUGUACAGUGAAAUGCAAAAAAUGAAUGAACAUGAGAAUAAGGCUGAACCUGGAACACAUUUAUGCAUUGACGUGGAAGAUGCAAUGAACAUUACUCGAAAACUCUGGAGUCGAACUUUCAACUGUUCGGUCCCUUGCAGUGACACUGUGCCUGUAAUUGCUGUUUCUGUGUUCGUUCUUUUCCUGCCUGUUGUCUUCUACCUUAGUAGCUUUCUUCACUCAGAACAAAAGAAACGCAAACUCAUUCUACCCAAACGUCUCAAGUCCAAUACCAGCUUUGCAAACAUUCAAGAAAAUUCAAACUGAAACCUACAAAGUGGAGAAUUAACAUCAUGUCCCAUGGAUGAGUGGUAGAAGAUACAGCUUGGUCCAAAAGAAGAUAAAGUUCUUAAGAAAUGCAAGGACUUCAUAUUUAUUUUUAAAUAAGAAUGUUCGAUUUUUUUUCCACCUCCUUUGUAAGGGUUUGGGUAUUUUUAAUUUACAGGCAUAGCAAUGUGGUCUAUUUUAAAGUGUAUUUGUUAUAAUAACAAAAGAUGCAAGAACAAUCUUUGUUUUAUUUUAUAGGCAUAUUAGUACUAUUUGAGACUUCUGGUAUCUUCUAAUUAAUAGUAUCUCAAGUAGCAAAGUUUUUGAAAACUAACAUUUAAAAAUUAGUCAGUUAUAGCAAAGACUUUGAAAAAGAGAUAUACUUGCCAAAAACUAGCAGGUCCAAAAUUUAAUUUAAAUUACCACUGCAGUAUUAUUGUUACAUACAUACUUAACAUGUCAUAUGUUAUAAAUAAUAUGUAAUUCAAUCUCUAGUUUCCUUAGAGUCAUUUUUGAAACCACUGAUUAUAAGCCACCCUAACAAUUUUUAGAAGUGGAAAGGCACAUUACAUUUAUCUUUGUAAAAAGAUUUAUGAGAACUGGUUUCUUACUUGACUUUUAUAAAUAGUAUUUUACACCUUAUUUUUGCCUUUAUUUCAUAAGUAAUUUGAAAUCAUUGGACUGCUUUAUUAUAUUCAGGGCAAGAUGGAUUCUUUUUAUACCAGGGGUUUGCAUUGUGAAUUAAAUUAUUUCGCAAUUUAUAAUUUAUUGCUAUUUUAAAUCAAAUGUGGCAUUAUCACACUGUAUUUAAGUUGUGACUUUUUAAUGGAGACUUUCUCUUAGAAUAUAUAGGAAUUUUCAGAGGAGAGAUAAAGGAGUAGGGAAAAAAGCUUGAGGUUCAGAAGAUGGAGAGGGGCCUGAGGGGAUCUCGCAAUGAGGCUGUUACAUGGUUCACACUGGAAGCAGGAGUCAACAAGAGCCUGAUACAAGAAGCAGUUAGGCUAAGAUGAUGAGUUUUUCCUUAAAUUAUCUAAGUCACGUAAAAGUGAUAUGGUUGAUAAGAAGUCAAAUAUUUCGCUCUCAGAAAAAACUCUAUUUUGGAAUGUUUGUAUCAAUCUUUUUUUUAAAACUUCAUAUCAGAAUUGUUUACAAUUUUUUCCCCUUCAGGUGUUUAGUGUUAAAUAUUUUAUUUGUUAAUUUCUUCUUGCUUUUUUGGUGGAAAUAGGCUUUGUAUUAAAUGUUGAGAAACAAGAGUUUGGUUACAUGUUGAAAGAAUUUGAAUACCUUAGUAUACUGUAAAAUACUCUAUUGAGAGAUAAGAAAGUGUUUUUGUUUUAUUUUUUUUAAUGUUUACUAUAUAGGCAGAUGAAAGAAAAGGCUCAUCGUGGGAUAUGUAACAUAUCCACAAGCUGUUACAGUUUUUCCAGUCUGCUGUGAUCCAUUAAAAACUUGCUGGGGUUUGUUCUGUUGUUGCUGUUCCCGCUGCUGAUACUAAUAGCACUAUUACGAUUUGAAGCAUUAUAGUUGAGGGCCAUUGAAAGCAAUCUUUCAUUAAAGCAGAUAAAACCAGUUUACAUGUGCAAAGGUAUAAAAUGGCACAUUCAGUUCUGUAAGUAGUGACUCUGAGCACUUUUUGAAUAUUAUGUAUUUCUAAAAACUAUUGCUUUGGAAAUGUUUGCUAAUAAGCCCUUUUAAAAAGAAAGGGCAGCCUUUACUAUUUUUCUGGUUGAGUCAUUGCUCUUUAGAAGUAGCAUCAGCAAUAGAUUUCAAAAAUAAGUAUUAAGUACUACACUGAAGUGUGUAAACAUUUUGUUUUUUAGUUAUAUUGGAAAAUUCUUUGCAUAGUUCUGAAUGUUAGAUGCAGAGCAUAUGUGUGCACAAGAACAUCUUUGUUCUUAAUUUUUUUGACAGUUUCAAAUAAAGGAAUUAGCUUAAGGAAAUUGUAGUGCCAUAUUUGAUUUUAAAUACAUUUUUAAAACUUCAGCUGUAAUUAAAAAUCACAUUUCAGUUUUCCAGAUACUGAGUUUAAAUAUCUACUUUAAAAGUACUGUUUAUCUUAUAAUUUUGUUGCAAAUAAAAAUGUACUUUUGGAUUUUGUUGUUGUUGGAUUUGAGAGGUAGAAAUAGCAUCAGCCAUCUUAAAGUGUACCUCUAAAUCAAUGAAUGACACCAGGCUUUAGUUGGUAAAUGUUACUUCUAAUGGGACCAGUAUUUUGCAGUGUUUUAUGGAUGGGCUCUACUUUUUACUGAAAUGGGCUCCUGAAGAUGAAGUGUUUUCCGGAACCACAUUGUAGUUGGGUCACAUUUCCGACCAAAGACUUGAUAUUAGAUAAAUAAUAGAUCACCAGCAAUGAAUUGUGAAAGCAAAAAUAUACUAGGAACCCAUGUAACAUUUUCAAAUGGAAAAAAAAAUUAUGUUCUAAGUAUAUAUAUAUUUAUAUUUAGAGCUAGAAGAUAUCCUUAGAGGUCAUCUGGUCAAGGAAUCCUAGAGCUGGACGGAAUCCCUAAAAGCCACUCAGUGCAGCCUUCUAUCCGCUGCACGGGAUCCCUCUGAGACGUUGAUCACUCAUUUCCUGUCUUCUUAACUGAGGGAGCAGAACAUUGUAGAGCUCCAUAUUUAUGACUGAGCCAUUGUUUUAUAGACAAUUCUAAAACUGAAACUUGAGAUGCCUAAUCAACUAUUUUUCCACUGCUCCACUCUGCUUAUCUU